Messenger RNA from Nannizzia gypsea CBS 118893, 858 nucleotides. RefSeq lists its product as hypothetical. The coding region runs from base 1 to 858 and encodes 285 amino acids. Lineage: Eukaryota; Fungi; Ascomycota; Eurotiomycetes; Onygenales; Arthrodermataceae. The record is from RefSeq and is a predicted model, not a curated record. The transcript has 2 exons.
AUGACUGAUACCUCUGUUGUUGCCAAGUGGUACGACCAAAAUGCGGCUCUCGAGCACAACAGGCUCGUGACAUCUUGUAUAGAAUACUCUAUAACAAUGAGAGUGAUAAAGCAGUGCCUUCUAGAACUUUCAGCCAGUUCUAGAAACCAGGUUCGCAUUCUUGAUCUUGGUGGUGGGACUGGAAGAUAUGCGGUCGAACUGGCUAGGUUGGGGCAUUCCGUGACCCUCUCAGAUAUCUCACAGUCAGAACUGGAUUAUGCGGCCAAGUUUGCUAUUGACAGUGGUGUGAUUCUCGAAAACAUUGUCCAAGCAGAUGCCCGACAAGUGAGAAACAACAAGGAACUCUUUCGAAAGGGUCACUAUGACCUUGUUCUUUGCAUGGGCCCAAUGUACCAUCUUCUUGAAGAAUGCGAGAGGCUGGCUCUUCUGGAGUCAUGCAGUCUGAUGACCAAACCGGAAGGCUUCAUCGUAGCCUCAUUCGUCACAAAAUACGCACACUUGCGAGACAUUGCCCAAAGGGAUCCCAAGCGUCUAAGCGAUGAAUCUGAUUUUUAUGCUCAGUAUUUGUCGACUGGAAAAUAUACUCGCAAUUCGGGCAAUAUUGUGUCUCACCACGUUGACGUUGGUGACAUACGAGGGCUCUUUAACAAGUUGCAACGCAACGGAUUAGCAAAUACCCGUCUUGAAAGGCUUGUUGGAUGCGAAGGAUUUUUAGGUGGUGGUUUAGGAGCGGCGAUUAACUUGAAUGAUGCGGAAACGUAUGAAGCUUGGGUGGACGUUCUGGCUAGGUAUUCAAUGGAUCCCCACGUUCUUGGUUCCUCAGAUCAUAUCGUCGCAGUUGCCCGGCGUGACGGGUAG